Plodia interpunctella (Indianmeal moth) is the source of this 3458-nucleotide messenger RNA. RefSeq names its product YKT6 v-SNARE (gene Ykt6). The transcript has 2 exons. NCBI's taxonomy places the organism in Eukaryota, Metazoa, Arthropoda, Insecta, Lepidoptera, Pyralidae. Gene Ontology annotation, biological process: endoplasmic reticulum to Golgi vesicle-mediated transport. The record is from RefSeq and is a predicted model, not a curated record. The coding region runs from base 216 to 812 and encodes 198 amino acids. Gene Ontology annotation, molecular function: SNAP receptor activity. Gene Ontology annotation, cellular component: Golgi apparatus.
AUUUUAAAUUAAAUGCGUAAGCAGGCAGAAAGAAAGAAAGAGCACAAAACUUAUUCUAUUGUGAAAUCUGAGUCUGAGUUCAAUUCAUGUUAGGUAAUUUCAAAAUAAUAUUCACGUUUGCAAGUGCUAAUAAAGUGACUCCAAAAUAUAUGUUCUACGCCAAGGAAUAUUGUGUUAGAUAAAUAUUGUACAAAAGCGACUCUCACAUUAUAAACAUGGUGAAAGUAUAUGCCCUUUUAGUGCUGUAUAAAGGCAUCAACAAUGCUUCAAUACUCAAAUCUGCAUAUGACUUGCAGAGCUUUAGUUUCUUCCAAAGAAGUUCUGUUCAGGAAUUCAUGACAUUUGUCAGUAAAACCAUGGUGGAAAGGACCCAGCAGGCAUCAAGACAAUCUGUUAAAGAAGGUGAAUACAUGUUACAAGUGUAUGUGAGAGCAGAUAAUUUGGCAGGAGUAUUGAUUUCAGACCAUGAAUAUCCAAAUAGAGUGGCUCAUACACUGAUUACAAAAACUUUAGAUGAAUUCUCGGCUUUAGUUCCUGCAGCUAAUUGGGUGACAGCAAAUGAGAACACAGUAGAUUUCCCUGCCUUACACCAACAUUUGGCCAAAUACCAAAACCCGAGGGAAGCAGAUGCUUUGACCAAGAUCCAGAAUGAUCUGGAUGAGACAAAGAUAAUAUUACAUGACACUAUAAAGGCUGUGUUAGAGAGAGGAGAGAAGUUGGAUGAUUUGGUGGAGAAGUCUAACAGCCUCUCAAUGCACAGUAAAGCAUUUUACAAGACUGCGCGUAAGACAAACAGUUGCUGCUCUUAUUGAGUCAAUGGGAGUGACUCUGACUGGGCAUAUUAUAACCACUGAAGGAAUUUACGAUACUGUUUCUUGAUUAAUGUAUUUAUGUGAAGUUCAGACCUGCUGAGAACAUGUGAUGGCUGAAAAAGCUGAAUCUUUUAAAGUAUUACAUAUGUACUGCAUUUAAGUUGGAUGUUUCCUCUUUCUGCUGUUAUUUACGAACAGGCAAGGCAAUAAGUAUGAGGAACUUUUAUUUUGUUUUCAUCUUUGUUGGACAAUAAUAUGGAAUCAUUUAGUGCCUUUUUCCUGCUCCAAGACCAAUAUAAAGUUUGUAAAAUUUGAACUACAAAAGUAGUACUGCAGCAAGCUAUCAAUAACGAUCAGCCCCAUUAAGUAGUAAUAUAGUGCCACAUUCUUUUGUGGGAACUCUGUUGCUGUUAUAAUGCCUGUUGAGCUGAGAUUAAAUUCAAAUGAAUGAAAUUACCAUUUUCCGUUACAAGGAAUGUUUAUGAUUACAUUGAAUGUUUUUUUGGUAUUGGACAGCCUCACAUAUUUACUAUAAUAAUUAGGUAGGAGUGGGACAACAUUAUUUCCUUAAUGGAUUAUUAUUUUAUUUUAUAUUUGUAAAACAGUAUCCGAAAACUUUUGUUAACUUAGGGUGUUUAUAGUCUCAUAUUACUUUUGUAUAGCAAACAAGAUUAUAGAUUAAAAUAAAAAUAAGGGUGUUUGCUGUGUUAAGUAUGCCGCAACCUAUUCUGCAUGUUUCAGUUAUUGAAAUUAGGCUAUUUAAUAGAAUACUGACUCACACAUACUCGAAAUAUCAGUCAUCUAUUUCUGUCACACACAAGAUUUUGUGAAUAAGACAGCCAGAUUCCACAUAAUCAAUAAACACAGCAUAUCCCCAUAAAUAAUUUAAUUAAGAUAGAUCAGCUAUGGUAGUUAGGCUAUUUAAUAGAAUACUGACUCACACAUACUCGAAAUAUCAGUCAUCUAUUUCUGUCACACACAAGAUUUUGUGAAUAAGACAGCCAGAUUCCACAUAAUCAAUAAACACAGCAUAUCCCCAUAAAUAAUUUAAUUAAGAUAGAUCAGCUAUGGUAGUUAGGCUAUUUAAUAGAAUACUGACUCACACAUACUCGAAAUAUGCAUGAGUUAUGUUUUGUUUGAUUUCAUGAGAAAUAUUAAAACGGAACAAAUAUUAUAUAACUCUGUUGUCGCUCUGUUAAAAGGCCUAAUACAAUACUUUUAUGUAUUAGGAUUGGGACAUAAAUUAUAAUGAAUUAAAUAUAUUUUGAGUAUACAAAUAUAUCUAUUUGUGUGUUUGACUGUAAUAUUGUAAUGCUAUAAUAUUGCUCCAAUUUGAUGAUGUGUGCGCGAGUAUAUCAAGAUGCCAUGCCGCCGAUCACUGUGUUGUAUAAAUAUUUGAUGGCAUGUCAAAACUGCCAAAGAAUAUAGUUAUAAAAUCGAUGGAGUGUAUUUAUUUUGACUUUGAUUUAUGUAAAUCGUCAUUACAAAAAAGAUACACUCCGAUAUUUGAAUAUUUGCCAAUCGUCAUCACAAAAAAAAUGGUUUUGUCUGUUAUUGUUCAUAAAUUUGGAGUAGGUGUCUCAUUUACCUAUGUUUUUUCAAUUUUUAUGAAUGCCGAGAUGUUCACAAAACAAAUAAUUAAGUAUUAUAUGUUUGUUAUUUACGUCUGGACCAGAGGCAAUCUUUGAUAUACGAUUCUUAUUGGAUUACUAAUUUUAAUGCCAUGCCUAAAAUGUAUACUUAGCAGUAUUGAAACAGGCAAUAGCUAGUAGGUAAAUUAGUAAAUUCUUAGUAUGAGAGCUAGAAAUCUGUGUUCAUUGCUUGCCUGGUGGCUUGUAUGCUUUAGUGAAAAAAUAUUCUGUAAAGUGUAUUAUUAAAAUAAUAUUUAGUUAGGCGCCAUUGGACCGCAAUAGUUUUGAACCAACCACACACAUGCAAGUUAACUACAACUUGAUUAGUGUAUAAUUUUUAUGACGACAUGAAUUGCGAACGAGUACAAAUAAGUUCAUCAGAAUUGGUUACUAACAAAGAUUUUAAUACAGUUUUCAAUCUCUGGUCUGGUUACGAAAGAUAGUUUCGAUGGCGGCCGGAAGGCUACUGGCCGGAAGGACGGGAAGUAUUAUAUAAAUCUAUGCCGAACAUCACAUAGUUUGGAUUGAUAAGAGUUUGUAUAAAGUCAGAUUAGGAAGGUAAAAAAAUAACUAAAUUAAGACUAGUAACGCACGAUCAGAUUAAGCAGGCGCCGAAAAAGCGAUAAAAAGUAAUAAGCUUUCGAUAGCGCUAUCGAUAUUCUAGAUGUUUUUCAACUGCCGAUAUUCAAACAAUCGAUUAUUCAGCAACACUAAGCGGAAUCGCGUUUCUAGCCUAUCAAAAUGGAAGCAUAUUGCGGUCUCUUGUUUUGUGUCCUAUAUGGCGUUAUGUCCUAUAUAAAAGUAUUCGAUAUUGGAAGAUUGGUGUUAAAUAUUAAUUAAAAUAACCUGUUAAACAUUCCUGCAAUAGAGCAGUAUGUGUACAUUGUUGUAUGGUGAAAAUUAACUGAUUUAUUGAAGUUUCGAAAUGUGUCUUUUAAAAAAAAGAGUUGAUAAUAAUGUAUAUUAUUGCUUCAGGUGUAUUCGUGAAAUAAAUCGAUAUUUACUGUUGAAACAA